AUGCAACCAAGAAAGAAGGCAAGAUACACGUAUCAACACGAAUGGUGUCCUACUAGGUUGCCGUUGGGUACCUCCUUGGAGAAUCUUAGCACAAGUCAUCCAAUGCCUGUGAUUGGCUCUUCAGCACCUCUUGGAGUUGACAAUGAAAAUGCUAUCAGUCGUUGGUUGGAUGAGGAAGAAGCGCUUAUCAGUAAUGAUGAAAACAAGGCGUCAAGCUCCAUGGAUGCACUCCACCAGUUUCGGUCAUUCAGCACGCAACCGCCUGCUCAGCCAAGUGCGCAACAUCAUCGAUCACCAAUGACACAAUCAAUUGCACCGCUUACUCAAUCAAUAGCAUCAUCCUAUCAGCAACAACAACAACGACAACAACGACAACUAGGAUCCAAUGGUGUACAGCUGCGUUCGCCCAACGAGAUUGGCUUACCAUAUCGAAAUGUCUUCAAGUUUAAAUUUUUCAAUGCGAUGCAAUCAUCCUGCUUCGAUCAAGCUCUAUACACAGAUACCAACAUGGUCAUUUCAGGCAAGUAUCCAAACGCUGUAUUUGUCUCACAAAGUUGCUUAUCCAUAUUUGUUUCGCCAGCACCCACUGGAUCAGGCAAGACGGCGUUGAUUGAGCUCGCAAUGAUACGCGUACUGUCCUCUGUCAAAAGCGAGGGGAAGAUCAUAUACAUGGCGCCAACCAAAGCCUUGUGCUCGCAAAAAGCAAAAGAAUGGUCUCAAAAGUUCAAAUGCCUUGGAGCGACAUGCAAGGAGUAUACCGGUGACACAGAUUUCGCUACUGUGAGUGCCAUCAAAAGUAGCACGAUCAUUGUAACGACACCCGAAAAAUGGGAUUCAAUGACACGACGCUGGAAAGACCACAAGCAACUCAUGAGCUUGAUAAAGCUAUUUGUGAUCGAUGAAGUCCAUAUCCUCAACGAAGAUCGUGGUGCCGUUCUUGAAGCAUGCGUGAGUCGUAUGAAGACCAUGCAGCACAAUAUUCGAUUUCUUGCCAUAUCAGCAACGGUGCCAAAUGUGAAUGAUAUUGCAGAAUGGCUUCAGGGCGAGGCUCUCACCUUCUCGGAAGAAUUCAGGCCAGUGAAACUUGAAAGGAUCGUCUACGGCUUUCCAUUCAGCGGCGACAACAUGUUCGUGUUCGAUAAAAGGCUCGAUUGGAAGCUAUUGGAGAUGAUUGAAAACCACAGCAAUGACAAGCCGGUAUUGAUUUUUUGCUCGACACGCAAAUCCGCCCAGGGAGCUUGUGAGACGCUUUGCAAAUUGAUGGAUAGCAAAUCCAUUGCGACUUUGGGUUCCAAUGCCUAUAGACCAGAUACCGUUGAUGUCAAGGACAAAAAGCUAAAGGAGCUCUUCAAACGUGGUAUUGGAUAUCAUCAUGCUGGAUUGGAUGCAAAAGAUCGAGCUGCGGUGGAAGGACAAUUCACAGAUAGGCGUAUCCGGGUUGUAGCAACAACGUCGACAUUGGCUUUGGGAGUCAACCUGCCUACUUAUCUUGUCAUUAUCAAAUCGACAAAAUGUUAUCAAAACGGUUCUAUGGUGGAUUAUUCUGAUAUCGAGCUUUUACAAAUGAUUGGUCGUGCCGGUAGACCUGGUAUGGAGGAUGCUGGUUGUGCGGUGAUCAUGACAACAGCCGAAAAGGAAGAGCGUUAUAAGACUAUCGUUGAUGGUACAGCACCUAUCGAAAGCUGUCUACAUCUUAACCUGAUCGAGCAUUUGAUGAGUGAGAUUUGCCUCGGAACAAUAAGCGACAACGAGUCCCAAAGCAAAUGGUUGCGGUCUACGUUUCUUCAUGUGCGAGUACAAAAGAAUCCGAAUCACUACAACAUCCAUAAUACAUCAUCCAUCCGGGGAUCAGCAGCAGCGGCAGCAGAAGAGAUCUUGCAAGUUAUUGGCCAAAAGUGCUUUGAUGAUUUGGUGGAAACCAAUCUGGUUGGGAAACGAAGAAACCCUGGACAAGCUUCCAACAGCUAUAACGCCACAGCGUAUGGCGAUGCAAUGGACAAGUAUUAUAUAAAGUACAAUACGAUGAAGACCAUCAUGGCGUCAAGCUCAUGCAGCUCAGUACGGGACGUGCUCGAAUUGGUGUCACAUGCUGAAGAAUUCGCUUCCAUGAGGUUUACUACCGGAGAGAAGCCGUUUCUCAACUCGCUCCAAAAGAAUCCCAAUAUUCGUUUCCCUACUACCACUGGAAAGGUGUCUUCUAUAGCUGACAAGAUAUUCUUGGUCAUCCAAUGUGUCUUUGGCGAUAUUUCUUUGUAUAACACAUCAGUCGGGAGCAAUCUCGCCGUAUCGAGCGUGCAAAUAUUGCAUCAAGCAUCACGUAUUACAAAAUGUAUCAUUGACUGCAGCAUUCAUGAGAAAGAUGCCAUCAAGCUGAAACAUGCACUUGGAUUACACCAAAGUCUCCAGGCUAAAAUGUGGCCCAGCUCGUCGUAUGUGACCAGGCAGAUUGAUAAGAUAGGCAAGCAAAUGUCGACGUCCCUUGUCAAAGCGGGUGUUACGAGUUUUGAGCAUCUUCGGCAGUUGGAUGCAGGCCGUAUUGAAUUGAUCCUUCACCGCAAUCCUCCCUUUGGAAAUCAGAUCAAGGAUGCUGUGGAUACUUUGCCAAUGUUCGACUUGGUUAUGCAAGCUAUUGAUAGCAAGAACAAAGCCCACAACAAACGAGUGACAUUGCAGCUUGAUGUUUCGGUUUCCAACAGCAAGACCAUUCCUUAUCGAAGAUUCGGGAAAGGAUGCUAUGCACAAGUGUGGACGGAGACGGAUCAGCAUCAAUUACUCGAUUUCAGACGCAUAUCCGUUCAGAAGCUUCAAGAAAAGAGUCAACGUUUCUACAUAAGCACUGAGAGAUGUUCUCAACCGACAAAGAUCACCUGCUAUGUGCAAAGCGAGGGCUAUGUUGGAUUGGAUAUCUCAAGGACUUUGCUCAUUGAUGGAUCUACAAGCGAAGCACCCUCCAAUGGUGUUCAAAUGGCAAUGCAGCCAAAAGAUGAUCAGCACGUUGUUACCACGGAGAAUCUCAUUGGAGUUGAUGUGCCCUUCUUUGAUGAUAUCAGCUUCGAUUCGGAUACAUGGCUUAACCUCUCUGCUGGCAACACGCCACCCGUGUCACGAGAGAAUGGUGAUUCGACCUUGACAGCGGCUCCUGGAAACAGCAAGAACGCGAACAACAAAGUCUCUGAUACCGCUACCACUACGAAGGGGAAGGAAAAGGCACGAUCUUCUCGACGCAGGAAAGGAAAAGAACCACAAGAGUGCAAGCACAAAUGCCGCAACAAAGAAACUUGCAAACAUAGCUGCUGCAAAUUCAAAGUUGAGCCCACGAUUAUCCAAUUGGAUGACACGCCAAUCGCAACACCAAAACCGACACAAGAAGAGCUGCUCUAUGAAUGGGAUAGCCUGAUGGAUGACCUAAGUAUAGCUCUUACGCCAAUGCUAGCAACAACGAGUAUUGAUAUCCCGCAAUCAUCACCACAACAACCAACAACACCAUGGCAUUCUAUCCCGGCUGAAGAUCCUCUUUCAGAUCAUGACGAAGACUGGCAACAAUUUAUUGACGAGAUAAUGAAAGAAGCUGAAAAUAAGGCGUCAACAGAAAUAUCGACACCCGCAAAUACGAUUGUCUUGUCGGAUGGUCCUUCGUUGUUGGAUGAGGGUAUCGAUGAACGAGUGCCAGUGUUCAAUAUUGAGGAUCAACCACAGCCACGAAAUCCAACACGUUAUGCAUUUUGGGAUAGCAUUGGUGACUAUGCAUAUCGCACGCUCAAUUCUCAACGAAAUCCUGAUACCACAACAAGGUCCAUAAAUGUCUCGACAUCGACAUCAUCAUUGUCACGAAUGGUUCCUCUUCCAACUUCCGCUAUAGGUCGUAUGAUCGCUAGCACCACAGCCAAGAAUGACAACACAACGCACCAACAACAACAACAAGCAUCAAAGCAAAAAAGUAAUCGUAGUAAUAGUAUUCCAACACGACGGCUAGAUGAAAACGCUACCAUUGUACCUUCCACACAACCCGAUUGA
Molecule: messenger RNA, 4014 nt
Organism: Lichtheimia ornata
Lineage: Eukaryota; Fungi; Mucoromycota; Mucoromycetes; Mucorales; Lichtheimiaceae
Exons: 33
Coding region: 1-4014 (1337 amino acids)
Molecular function (GO): ATP binding; nucleic acid binding
Source: RefSeq, a predicted model, not a curated record